GCCACCCUCAAUCUAACACAACACCCGUCGGAAAAAUGCUCCCCACCAAUUUCCCCGCGCCUGAAAAUUGAUUUCCGGCUAAAAUCCCUGCAAAAACAUAGCCAGCACUGCUUUUAAUUGCCAGAAUUUCCAUUGAAGCAUCCCUUAGUAUCCAGAAAAUGCAGACCAUAUCCUACCACGUCCUACCAACCAAGAUUCCCUCCCUGGAAAACCAUUUUCCCAUCAAAAUUCGGGCAAAAUCGGCCAUUAAAGCUGCUUAUGGUCAUGCCAAGGACCAGUCUUUUCUGGCCACUGGACCAACUCCGAUGAACCCCACCUUCUCAAAACCAAAGGGAGGCAAGCAUUUGCAAGUGAACCAGUUGCCUCAAAUCACAGGAAAUAACAGUUUUUCAGCAACCCAAUUGCCGGAAAUGGCCGUAAGUCACAGUUUUCCGGAGGCUGGUGCCAAAGAACUUCCCGGAAAACUUUUGACUCCGGACAUUGGUGGUCCUUCUCAAACCACUCUCUCCAAACAAGUGCAGAAAGACCUCAGCUGCAAACACCCCACUACUCACAUUAAACCCAGGAAACAACGGAGUUCUUCUCCCAAAAUCCAAAGUUUUCCGGCCAAAGAAGAGCUUCAUCCGAUGAAUUCUUCGGAAGAGGCCAUGACUGCCUUUUGGGACUACCAAUUUCUCUUCAUUUCUCAGAGAUCAGAAACAGAGGAACCGGUGGCUCUUCGCCUUGUUCAUGGCAAAGUUCCAUGUGAUUUCCCUAAAGGAACUUACUAUUUAGCAGGACCGGGCCUCUUCAUUGAUGAUAUGGGCUCCACUGUGCACCCCCUCGAUGGCCAUGGCUACCUUCGCGCCUUCUCCAUCAUCCCUAGUGCUGGUAAAAACCCAGGAAUUUCUGGCUAUGCUCAUACAAAUUCCGGCCAAAACAGAGCAGUUUUGAGCACCCAUUCCUGCCUAAAUGGAGAAGUUUCAGGCAAGGUGGGUCACUUUCACGGCGAGUCAGGUAAACUCUCCAGCAAAGUGGGUGGCUCCUCUGGGAAAGUGGAUGACUUUUCCGGCGAGUUGGGUCAGUUUUCCAGGAAGUUGGCUGAAACUUCAGGCCAUGCGGGUCCAUUUUCCAGCAACUUGGGUCAGUUUUCAGGCGAUGUAGAUGCAUUCUCUGGCAAGGUGGGUCACUUUUCCAACAAAGUGGGUGCAUUUUCCGAUGAGACUGAUCGAAAUUCCGGUCAUUCGGCUAUGUUUGCAAGUGAGUUCGAUCACUUGUCCACCGAGACAGCUCAAUUCUCCGGGCGAUUUUCCGGUGAAGUUAAGUUAUCGGCAAGGUACGUGGCCACUCAAGCAAAACAAGAAGAGUAUGAUGAAAAAUCAAAAAAAUGGAUUUUUGGUUAUCGUGGUCCAUUUUCAGUUCUGAAAUUUGGCCAGAAAUUCUUCAACACAAAGGUGAUGAAAAAUGUGGCAAACACUUCAGUGUUGAAAUGGGGUGGAAGAUUGCUUUGUUUAUGGGAAGGUGGUGAUCCCCAUGAGAUAGAACCAGAGAGCUUGAACACAGUGAGGGUGGGCGAUUUUAUCAGUGGCCGGGAAAUUGAUGUGGGGCCGCCGGAAUCUAGCGUGGAUGGCCGGAAAAGAGACAUGGGGUCGGUGGUUUUGGAUUUUGUGACGGGGUUGUUGAGGCCGGUGCUCUAUGGUGUUUAUAAGAUGCCCCCAAAGAGACUGCUGUCACAUUACAAGAUCGAUGCACGUCGAAAUAGGCUUCUCAUGAUGUCCUGCAACGCUGAAGACAUGCUUCUCCCUCGCAGUUCUUUCACAGUCUAUGAAUUUGACUCCAAAUUCAACUUGUUACAAGAGAAAAGCUUUGAAAUUCUUGAUCAUGUCAUGAUCCAUGACUGGGCCUUCACAGAAGACCACUACAUCUUGGUUGCAAACCGUGUCAAGAUCGAUGUAGCAGGUUCAAUAUCAGCACUAUGUGGAAUCUCACCAAUGAUCUCUGCACUUUCACUCGAUCCAAGCCAUCAAUCAUCUCGAAUCUACGUGAUUCGUCGGUUCUCAGAAGGAACCCGAGAUUGGAGACUUCCCAUAGAAGCACCUUCACUAUUCUGGUUACUCCAUGCCGGCAAUGCCUUCGAGAGAAGAGAUGAACAUGGCAACUUACACAUACAAUUACAGGCAUCAGCUUGUUCUUACCAAUGGUUUAAUUUUCAUAAAAUGUUUGGAUAUGACUGGCGGAGGCCGCAGCUGGAUCCGACAUUUAUGAACAAAGAAAAUGCAGAAAAUUUGCCGCAUCUAGUACAGGUUUCCAUGGAAUUGGGAAAAGAUGGAAAUUUUCACAACUGUACGGUGGAGCCACUCUCCCAGUGGAUGUACACCUCUGAUUUUCUGGCCAUAAAUCCGGCAUUCUCGGGCACCAAGAACAAGUACUUGUACACAUCAUCUUGUUCUGGAUCUAGGCCCUCUUUGCCAUAUUUUCCAUUUGACAUGGUUGCUAAGCUUAACAUGACACAAGGCUCAGUGGCCACGUGGUGUGCUGGAUUUCGUCGCUUCGUCGGAGAACCGGUCUUUGUUCCACGAGGAGAAGAAGAGGAUGAUGGAUACAUACUAGUCGUCGAGUAUGCAGUUUCAGUGCAGAGGUGUUACCUUGUGAUGCUGGAUGCAAAGGAGAUUGGAAAACCUGGUGCACUGGUCGCAAAGUUUGAAGUCCCCAAGGAGCUGAACUUCCCUGUAGGAUUUCAUGGAUUUUGGGUGAAUGAUGAAUCUGGUUAACAUUCUCUCUCUCUCUCUCUCUCUCUCUCUCUCUCUCUCCUACAGAAUAUCCAUUGCUUCAAUAUGCACUAAUCCCAUUAGAACAGUGUGUUCUUGUGGAACAAAAUUACAAGACUGGUUCAAUUCUUGCUAUAGCCCAUGAACAAAAACAUUAUUUAGUCACACCACUCUAUCAAAAUAGUGGUGCAUUUCUGGUGCAUCCAGUGGGAUGCUUAUAAAAAAGACCAGGUGCUUGUAAAUGUU
Messenger RNA from Amborella trichopoda, 2993 nucleotides. It is a transcript of the gene CCD7, whose product is annotated as carotenoid cleavage dioxygenase 7. Gene Ontology annotation, cellular component: chloroplast stroma. Gene Ontology annotation, molecular function: 9-cis-epoxycarotenoid dioxygenase activity. Gene Ontology annotation, biological process: carotene catabolic process. NCBI's taxonomy places the organism in Eukaryota, Viridiplantae, Streptophyta, Magnoliopsida, Amborellales, Amborellaceae. The record is from RefSeq and is a predicted model, not a curated record.